This is a messenger RNA of Bipolaris zeicola 26-R-13, 726 nucleotides long. RefSeq lists its product as uncharacterized. Bases 1 to 726 code for a protein of 241 amino acids. NCBI's taxonomy places the organism in Eukaryota, Fungi, Ascomycota, Dothideomycetes, Pleosporales, Pleosporaceae. The record is from RefSeq and is a predicted model, not a curated record. The transcript has 2 exons.
AUGUCGGAAUUCGCAUUCUGCAAGUCGUUUCUGAGCGCCCUCGACGCGCGCCCAGUAAAGCUCUCCUCAGACCACAUUGCAGACGCGCGACAGUACCCCGCGCAGGGCGCUUAUACGCUCCCCCGCCUCCCACACCCACCCCACCCACAACGCCCAAACCCCAAGUCUACAGACAGCGCCGAUGCCUCUACAUCUGCCUCGACCAUCACAGUAACUCUAAAACCCAUGAAGCCUUCGACGCCUACAAUCCCUCUCUCCGCUAUCGACCCUUCCAAAACCUCCGUGUACGACCUGAAGCAGCAGUAUGCGACGCAGGCCUCGUUAUCAGCAGCCAAGAUCAAGAUCCUAUAUAAAAAGAAGCCCGUCACAGAUUCAAAGACUCUGAAAGAGGUGAUAGGCACUGAUGCUGGUACGGAGGUCGAGUUUGGUGUCAUGGUGAUGGCAGGUGCUGCGGCAGCUUCAGGUAGCCCCGCAGCAGGAGGCACCCCUGUGACAAGCCCCCCUGCUGUUGCGCCGCCGACAGAGAGUGAGAAAGGCCUGGCCAGCGCUGGGGAGUCAUCCGCCGGGGCCUCCGUAGCUGCAGGAGCCGUAAGUGGGAAGGACAUUGUCGCUACUGACGAGUUCUGGGGAGAUCUUAAGACCUUCAUAUUACAACGGACCAAGGACGCAGAAGAGGGUGAGAGGCUAGUUGGUGUAUUCAAGGCCGCUUGGGAGCAAAACAAGUAA